UUCUCAUUAGUUAUUAUCAACCUCUCUCAUUACUACUACAUAGAUUGAAUAAAAUGUUGGUUGCUUUAUAAGAAAGGCUUGUUCAAAAACAUCCACAUCCCCCCAAAAUAAUCUCUCCACUACUUCACCUUCUUCACACAGACACCGACACAGACACAGACAGAAAGAGCACACGUUCCCACAAACUCUUCCUUUUCAGUUUGUAGAAAGAGGGUGAAUCAUCAAAAACUCAAAAGGGCCAAAAAUCUUUUAAUUUGAGGCAGCAAUGUCAAGAUCAAUACUUGUAAUAAUAAUAGGGUGGUGGUUUUCGCUUCUGCUAAUGGGGAUUGAGGGGCUUGGGGUGAAUUGGGGCACCAUGGCAAACCACAAGCUGCCGCCGAAGACGGUGGUGCAGCUCCUCAAAGACAACGGCAUCAACAAGGUGAAGCUCUUCGACGCCGAUCAAUCCACCAUGAACGCCCUCGCCGGCUCCGGCAUCGAGGUCAUGAUCGCCAUCCCCAACAACCAGCUCUCCGCCAUGAACUCCUACGCCCGCGCCAAGGACUUCGUCCGCCGCAACGUCUCCCGCUACAAUUUCGACGGCGGCGUCACCAUCAAAUAUGUUGCAGUUGGAAAUGAGCCCUUCCUCAAAUCCUACAACAACUCAUUCCUCAACACCACAUUCCCAGCUCUUGCAAACAUUCAGAAUGCUUUGAAUGAAGCUGGCCUUGGCGACUCCAUCAAAGCCACUGUUCCAUUGAAUGCUGACGUGUACGGCUCCCCUGAAACCAACCCUGUUCCCUCAACCGGGAGGUUCCGGCCGGAUAUCCUCCCUCAAAUGACCCAAAUAGUCCAGUUCUUAGCCAAAAACAAGGCCCCUUUCACCAUCAACAUCUACCCUUUCUUGAGCCUCUACGCCAACGAGCACUUCCCCGUCGAUUACGCCUUCUUCGACGGGGUAGCCACGCCAAUCCUCGACAACACCAUCCAAUACACCAACGUGUUCGAUGCCAAUUUCGACACGUUGGUGUCGUCUCUAAAAGCAGUGGGGCUCGGUGACAUGGAGAUCAUCGUUGGGGAGGUCGGGUGGCCAACGGACGGAGACAGGAACGCCAACACAAACUACGCGCUGAGUUUCUACAGAGGACUCCUCCCGAGGCUUGCAUCCAACAAAGGAACCCCUCUUCGCCCCGGUUACAUUGAAGUGUACUUGUUCGGCCUUUUAGACGAGGACAUCAAGAGCAUCGCUCCCGGUAACUUCGAGCGCCAUUGGGGGAUUUUCAAGUACGACGGACAGCCUAAGUUCCCCAUGGACUUGUCCGGGCAGCUGCAGGACAAGUACCUCGUUGGUGCACGGGAUGUAACCUAUCUCCUGAAGAAAUGGUGCAUGAUGAGGCCGGACGCCAAAGAUCUCUCCAAGCUAGGGGAUAAUAUAAACUUCGCGUGUACCUUUGCCGACUGCACCCCCCUCGGGUAUGGUUCUUCGUGCAGCACAUUGGACGCCAAUGGGAACGCGUCCUAUGCGUUCAAUAUGUACUUCCAGGCCGUCGGCCAGAAAGAUACCGCCUGUGGUUUCCAGGGCCUUGCCAUGCUCACGGAUACCAACAUAUCUCAGGGCAACUGCAAUUUCAUGAUUCAGAUAGCAACAGCAUCACCUUCUACAAGAUUGACGCUCCUCUUUGGGCUAACCUUGCUUUUGUUAUCCCUUAGCCUCUUGUAGAUAGAAAUACUCAUCCUUUCUAUUUUUUGUUUCGAUUAUUGAUACUUAUUCAUAUUGAUUGAGAAA
Molecule: messenger RNA, 1765 nt
Organism: Salvia splendens (bonfire salvia)
Lineage: Eukaryota; Viridiplantae; Streptophyta; Magnoliopsida; Lamiales; Lamiaceae
Product: glucan endo-1,3-beta-glucosidase 8
Exons: 2
Coding region: 266-1699 (477 amino acids)
Biological process (GO): carbohydrate metabolic process
Molecular function (GO): hydrolase activity, hydrolyzing O-glycosyl compounds
Source: RefSeq, a predicted model, not a curated record